This is a messenger RNA of Sipha flava (yellow sugarcane aphid), 1561 nucleotides long. Its product is annotated as lysosomal aspartic protease. The coding region runs from base 264 to 1445 and encodes 393 amino acids. Gene Ontology annotation, biological process: proteolysis. The record is from RefSeq and is a predicted model, not a curated record. Gene Ontology annotation, molecular function: aspartic-type endopeptidase activity. NCBI's taxonomy places the organism in Eukaryota, Metazoa, Arthropoda, Insecta, Hemiptera, Aphididae. The transcript is spliced from 9 exons.
AAUAAAAAUGCACUGAUAACGUCGACGUUAACCGACGGACUCGUGCCAGAGGUCGUCAAUAGUUUACAAUUUUCGUCAAUCCGUUUUGUUUUGUUUUGCUCGUUUUGCAUUCGUCGAUUAAUCGUUCACGUCCGGUCUUGUUAGUGUGCGCGCGUUAGUGACUUGCAGUUUUCGCUUUUCCGCUGCAGACGUCUGCAGUACGUGCUCAUCUCCAGCCGCCUUCGACGUAGUUAUUUAUUUCUCGUCGUCUCGUUCUUACCGCGAUGAAUGCAUAUAUACGUAUGUACGAGACGUUGGUGAUGAUGUUUCUCAUCGCCUUCGUCGCGAUACUGUCAAUCAACGAUUCCGUUGGAAACUGUUUGCUCAGAGUGAAAUUGCAAAAAAUAGAAACUGCCCGUUCGCUUGUCAGACAGGAAAACAAAACAGUGGUACACCGAUACGGUCUUAGAAGCGAAGUGUUGUCCAACUAUUUAGAUGCACAAUAUUAUGGACCAAUUACUAUUGGAACUCCUCCUCAGCCCUUCAAUGUGGUGUUUGAUACAGGUUCAUCAAACUUAUGGGUGCCAUCGAAACAAUGCAGUAUUUUAAACAUAGCAUGCUUGACACAUAAUAAGUAUAAUAUGGCAAAAUCAACUACAUAUCAAAAGAAUGGAACAGAAUUUUCAAUUCAUUAUGGGUCAGGAAGCUUAUCAGGUUAUCUCUCAACUGAUGUUGUAUCUAUGGAUGGAAUUUCAAUUUUGAAUCAAACUUUUGCUGAAGCUAUCCAAGAACCAGGUAUAGCUUUUGUUGCUGCUAAAUUUGAUGGAAUACUUGGUUUAGGGUACAACACAAUUUCUGUUGAUGGAGUUCUUCCACCGUUUUAUCGCAUGAUACAACAGGGUAUUGUAAAGGAUCCAGUGUUUUCAUUUUAUUUAAAUAGAGAUCCAUCUACUAGUCCAGGCGGUGAAAUAAUAUUUGGUGGGUCUGAUCCUGAAAAAUAUAAUGGACCCUUUACUUAUGUUUCAGUGACCAAAUAUGGUUAUUGGCAAUUUGGUCUUGAUGAGAUACUUAUUGGUAAUACAUCAAUCGUAAGUGGAUCUGUUCAAGCAAUUGCCGAUACUGGUACUAGUCUUAUUGCUGGACCAGUCGAAAAAAUUAAACAAAUUAAUGAGCUUCUAGGUGGUACUGCUAUACCUGGUGGAGAAUAUAUUAUUGGUUGUGAUCAAAUUGAUAACUUACCAGUGUUAACAAUAAUAAUUGGUAACACAAAGUUUACUUUGGAAGGAAAAGACUAUGUACUUAAGGUUACUAAAGUUGGAAAGACCCUGUGUAUAUCUGGUUUUAUGGGUAUCGACAUUCCCCCACCUAAUGGUCCAUUAUGGAUAUUGGGUGAUGUCUUCAUUGGUCGCUAUUACACAGAAUUUGAUCUAGGAAACAAUAGAAUUGGAUUUGCUGAAAGUAAAUAAUUAGUUAGGUACCAAUGUAUAAUAUAACUAUAAUUGAACUUGGAUUUUUAUAUGGAACUGAUUGAAUGUAUAAUUUAUCCAAGUGAUUUAAUUAUAAUAUAACUACAAUAUUAAUA